Molecule: messenger RNA, 996 nt
Organism: Anolis carolinensis (green anole)
Lineage: Eukaryota; Metazoa; Chordata; Lepidosauria; Squamata; Anolidae
Product: taste receptor type 2 member 7-like
Exons: 1
Coding region: 1-996 (331 amino acids)
Biological process (GO): G protein-coupled receptor signaling pathway; detection of chemical stimulus involved in sensory perception of bitter taste; sensory perception of taste
Cellular component (GO): membrane
Molecular function (GO): bitter taste receptor activity; G protein-coupled receptor activity
Source: RefSeq, a predicted model, not a curated record
AUGGUGAACAAUAUGUCUACAGUUAAAAUCUUUUUUUUGAUCAUUUUUGAAAUUGUGUCCUUUAUUGGUAUUUUGGGAAAUGGAUUCAUUAUAGUUGUGAAUGGACACAAGUGGUUCCAAAGCAGGAAGAUGAUCCCUUCCGAUUUCCUCCUGACCAGCCUGAGUACAUCCAGGUUUAUCAUGCAGUUGAGUCUUCUGAUAAACUACGUUCUGCUCUUCAGCCUAAAGAAUAAUUUCCGUUUUGCCGUAGAAGAUGUUAUGUUCUUUUCCUGGAUGUUUUCCAACAUGAUCAGCCACUGGUGUGCCACAGGGCUCUGUGUUUUCUAUUGUGUGAAGGUCGCCAACUUUGCCAACCCCCUCUUCCUCUGGCUGAAAGCAAGGAUCAAUAUGCACCUACCCAGGCUGCUUGGACUUUCCAUAGCAAUUUUCAUGGUUUCUUGUCUUCCUUUCCUUUUUGAAUAUUUCGGACACAGAAAGUGGUGCAAUCUGACAGAAAUUCUGCCGGAGAAUGCUAGCCAAAGCGAGUUUGGUGACACUCCUGCCAUUGUUUUUCUUCCUAUGCAAUUUUCUUUUUAUGUCAUAAAUUUGUGCCUAAGCACAAUUGCAUCCAUUCUUUUGCUCGUUUCUCUGUGGAGACACACAAGAAAUCUCAAGAAAAGUGGUGUUGGUGUUAAGGACCUCAGUACUCAGGUCCACAUUAAAGUCAUGGCAUUUUUGUUGUUCUGGAUCUUCUUCUACUUUGCAGAUUUAAUUGCUCUGAUCAUUUAUGCUGACCUCAUUAAUAGUAUUGGGACAGUUCAAGGACUGCUUUUGGGAAUCUCGAUGUCUGCAUUUCCUUCUGCACACUCCAUUAUAUUAAUAUUAACCAAUCCUAAAUUGAAAGAAAUGUUUGAUUACAUCAUUAAAAACAUAUGCUCAUAUCAUAGACAUCAGGAACAGAAUAUGGAAAAAGGGCAUUCCCUACAAGACAGGAAAAGACAUUCCCUCCCUAUUUAA